This is a messenger RNA of Anopheles coustani, 1011 nucleotides long. RefSeq names its product probable serine/threonine-protein kinase DDB_G0276461. The coding region runs from base 29 to 1009 and encodes 326 amino acids. The record is from RefSeq and is a predicted model, not a curated record. The transcript is spliced from 5 exons. NCBI's taxonomy places the organism in Eukaryota, Metazoa, Arthropoda, Insecta, Diptera, Culicidae.
UCGACCCGUGCUGGUCCGGGCGGCAACAAUGUUCUGGAUCCUGCGGCGCACCGGAGCGGUCAACUUUUUCAACUCUAUCAACGGCAACGGCAACGCAGCAAAAACGGGGUCCAUCCAGAGCAGCAACUCGGAAAGGAGCAACCCUCGUCCACCUCGCAAGGCAUAUGGGCGACUGAGUGGCGAUUCGGACGACGUCCAGGCGCUGCAGCAGCUUCGCUACGAUGCGUCGACGUCACAAAUGGCGCCGCCGCCACCGGACGGCGGUAAGUUGAUAGAUCUGACGGAAGGCAGUGCCACUGCACCGGAUGCCACAGGCAACGGUUGCUGCAGCUCCAACACCGGUUUCGGCUGUCAUAAUCACGUGAACAACAACAACAAUUACUACUACUGCAACAACUACGGCAGCAACUACAGCAACGGGGCAGCCUCCAACGCCGUCAACAACAAUCACACUGUCAACGGUGUCAACAGCUACAACCAACAUGGCGUCCGGCAUCAACCGGGCGUAGCGGAAGGCCCGUACCAGCCGACCGCAUCGGCCUCAACCAAGGCGAAUGUUGGCAAGGGAGCCGAUUGCACCGAGGACGUCAACCAGAACCACUCCAACUACAACGAAACCGACUCCGAGUUUGAGCUGGACAGCAAAAUCACCGAACAGCGGCUAGAGGAGCAAGCGCUCUCGCGGCUGCACGCGAUGGCCCUUGCGGAGGAGGACGAUUAUGAUGAGUCCCUCACCUGUAACGUGUGUGACCGUGCGUUCCGCUGCCGCCGUCAGCUAGCGUCGCACCAGCAGAAGAAACGUCACUUCGGCUGCAGCGGCUGCGACAGUCUUUUUCCGUCGCUGAUGCUGCUGGAGCAUCACAAGGAGGAGUUCGAGCACUGGAGCGACUACGAGGAGGACGGUCGGCUGCCGUGCUGCCGGCGGAAUCGGCGCGACGAUGACGACUACACCGACACCGACACCGGGACGAGCGACGCCGAGAGUGAGGACCUCGAGCGGUUGCUGUAAGG